Daphnia magna is the source of this 7017-nucleotide messenger RNA. RefSeq names its product bromodomain and WD repeat-containing protein 3. Gene Ontology annotation, cellular component: nucleus. The transcript has 21 exons. Gene Ontology annotation, biological process: regulation of transcription by RNA polymerase II; cytoskeleton organization; regulation of cell shape. Lineage: Eukaryota; Metazoa; Arthropoda; Branchiopoda; Diplostraca; Daphniidae. Bases 295 to 6504 code for a protein of 2069 amino acids. The record is from RefSeq and is a predicted model, not a curated record. Gene Ontology annotation, molecular function: protein binding.
CCUUUUGGGGUUUAAUAUUUUAAUUUUGUUUAAUUUUCAUUUGUUCUGUAAUGUUUUUUAUUCAGAGGAGGUGGUCAGUUUAUGUGAAUUCUUCAAGUAAUUUUGCCGUGUCAUCGCUGAAUCGCCUGUGAGUGCAAGCUCUCUCGCUAGAGUGUAGUAGGCAGAAGGCAGCCGCCUGGCGAGUCGCGACUCGCUUUACAGAAUGGCUGUUCUAUUCUGCUAGACGAACAUGUAUGUGUGUGUGUGUAAGCGUUUUCAUGUGCCUCUCUCAGUUUUUGCCUGAUCUUUUGCAAAAUGGACAUUAAACCCUUCGCAAAUCAAAGUGAUGCACCUUCAUCUGUGACAGCAGAACUCUACUUCUUGAUCGCCCGAUUACUCAGCCAGGGCCCUUGCCGAAAUGCUUCAGAGGCGCUACAACGGGAGUUGGAGAUACACGGGUUGUUACCAAAACGGAUCGAUUGGCUCGGGAAUGAACACGAUCAAACUUAUGCACAAGUGUGCCAAAAUUUUUCACAUGUCGGUAGCAACCAUUUGCUAGAAUUAUGCCGGCGAUUGGGUCCGUUAGUAGACAAGGAGGUGCCGACCAACGUCCGAGGUGUUCACUCAUUGCUGGGCGCCGGACGACAGUCAAUACUCCGUCGUAAAGAGGAUCAAGUAAGAAAACUCCAUCGUGAGCACUAUGUUGUACGACAGAACAAGAAACCUCGGUUAUUUCCACAUGACAUCACUCACCCACCUAAUGCAGUUUCGCUGUUGUUCGGGCGUGAAUUUACGGGGUCGUUCGACCAACGAGGUAUUGCUCCCGCGAAACUCUACAGCCGGGUUCAGCUGUUUUGUCGCACGCUAGGCCAUCUUUCAGCUGUUUAUUGUGUCCUCUUCGAUCGGACUGGCCAAUACAUUUUUACGGGAGCCGAUGAUCUUCUGAUCAAAAUCUGGAGUGUUGUUACGGGCCGCUUGUUAGCUACUCUCCGUGGUGCCUCAGCGGAGAUCGCCGAUUUGGCCGUUAGUUGCGAUAAUUCGUUGCUGGCAGCCGGAUCAUGCGAUAAAAUUGUUCGCGUCUGGUGCCUUCGUACUACUGCCCCCAUUGCAGUAUUGACUGGUCAUGGAGGUACAAUCACUUCCAUCAACUUUUGUCCUGCAGAUAGAGGCUCGGUUCACUAUCUGGCAUCUACUAGUUCUGAUGGCUCGGUUUCCUUUUGGGAAUAUGUUAAAGAGCCGGGUCAGAUACCAAAAUUCUUUCCUAGACCUCACAAGUUCAAUGAGAAAAUCAGGCCUGGUCAAGCUCAAAUGUUGUGUGCUUCGUUUAGCCCAGGUGGCAUGUUUAUGGCUACUGGUUGCGCUGAUCAUCACGUCAGGGUGUAUGCCAUGUUUGGACAAGAAGGACCUGAGCGUAUUCUUGAACAGGAAGCUCAUUCUGAUCGAGUGGAUUCCAUCCAGUGGGCCAAUACAGGCCUUCGUUUCAUUUCGGGCAGCAAGGAUGGUACUGCGCUAAUAUGGCGUUAUGAACGACAAGAAUGGCGAACUGUCCGCUUAAGGAUGAGUUGUCGCCUUGAAGGUGCCAGCAGUGCCACAGCCGAGGAACUGAGUCAAAAACUGAAAGUCACUAUGGUUACAUGGAGCCGUGAUGACCGUUACCUCAUUACGGCUGUAAGUGACUUCUCCAUCAAGCUUUGGGAUUCAUCAACUGGUAUCCUGCGCAAAGAACUGAGAGGACACGAAGGCGAGGCAUUUGUUUUGGAGUCCCACCCCUACGAUCCCAAUGUGCUGUUGAGUGCCGGGCACGACGGUCGUCUUUUGAUUUGGGACAUGUCCAAAGGCGAGGUAAUGAAAUCGUUCCUGAACUUCAUUGAUGGUCAAGGGCAUGGAGCAGUUUUUGACGCCAAAUGGAACCCAUCCGGCUCAACGAUUGCUGCAACGGACUCUCAUGGCCAUUUAUCAAUCUAUGGCAUAGGGCCGAGUGAAUCAUUUAAGAAGUUACCCAAAGCCAUUUUCUUCCAUACGGACUAUCGACCGUUAAUUCGGGAUGCUCAUCAUCAUGUGCUGGAUGAGCAAACGCAGUUGGCGCCCCAUUUGAUGCCUCCUCCCUUCCUGGUCGACAGCGAAGGCAACCCGUACCCUCCUCAUAUGCAAAGAUUAGUGCCUGGCCGAGAAAAUCUUAAGGAUGAUCAGCUGGUUCCUACUGUGGUGGUUAAUGCGAACGGCGAACAAGAAAUAUUGGCAGGAGUAGAGAUGCCUGUACUGCCCGGUGCUGAGGUCGCGAAUAACCCACCAGUUGUUGUGUCCCCUCCGCAAUUCGUUCCUCAGCGUACUCGUUCAAACAUUGAUCAGAUGAUUGCUGAGCUGGCACACCAGCAGGAAAGGCAACGAAAUCGUCCUCGCUCUUCUACAACGGCGGCAGUCGCUGCAGCGUCAGGAACCAAUUCUUCAACUUCUAGCGUUCCACCCAACAGCGACCACUCGUAUACGUCUCGAACACCCCACACCGUCCAUAACCGUCCGUUACUUGUUGCAUCUGGCAGCACCAAUUCUCCCAGAGCAUCUGUUACGCCUGAUCCAGCAUUUAACGAAACUGAUGGUGAUGCUGCCCAGAAUGAUGAUUCCGUAAACCUGUCAACUGAAGCCACUGCUUCCGAAUCUCUGCCCGGUUUCAGCCGCCGUGUUAUUGUGAAACCACUCACCAUAGGCCAGUUAGCCAGCGUAAAAAACGAAAGGCAAGGUUGUGCGGAUGAGGAAGUGACUUUAUUCUACCAAGAAGUCCAACGCAAGUCGCCCAACAUCUUCCUCAACACAUCGGUAUCUCCGGGUAUCACCGCUUUGUUGGCUGCUCGUUCACAUGGCGUGAGUGACGAUGGUUGGUCGCCUUCUCGUCCUCGACGAGGUCACCCAUCUCGUCCAGCUCGAACCUACCAGCGAGAACGCAAUGUAGUCUCAUCACCUGCUCGUUCACGUAUACCGCCUGUUUCACCUGCGAGACGCACUAGUGCUAUAAUGGCCCCCCCUCAACAACCGAACCAGCAACAUAACUACAGGACUAGAGCUAAUCGAACGACCAAUGGGACUCGGGACCGUAUAAGAGAAGGUGCCAGUGAUGGAACGAGAGAGAGAAGUCGACGUGUAGUUAGACGAGUGGUUUCAACAGAUGAAGACGAAGAGGUGGAUAUCGAAGUAGAGGAGAGAAGGAGCAGUCGCCGUACAUCACCGAGAGACGAAGACUCUGGUGACGAAGAAGAAACUCGACGAACCCGUAGCAAUGCUCGACAACGUCCACAAACCCGUAACGGUGAUGCAUUAUCAACAAGUGAUUCAGAUGACAGCGAAAGUGAAAGCGAUCUUGCCAGUGAUCUGCUAGAUAGCGAUGAUUCGGAUUCAGAGACACGCGGAUCAUCGUCUUCGUCAUCUUCUGAAUAUUCGGAUUGGACAGCCGAAGCAGGAGUCAAUUUGGAACCACCGAAGAGGACUAGAAAGAAAGUUUAUCGAAGGCCACGUUGCCUGUCGAGUGAAGAAGAGACUACAACCGCAUCAACUUCUGCCCAGCCAGCGAAUGCUGAAGCUGAGGAAGGUGAAGGGAGUCAGCCUGGGCCGAAGAAAAGACGGGCUCCGAUUCCUAAAGCUGGAUCAGGAGGAUUGGACCGUAUUCCAGAGAGCUUCCGACCGUCCGAAUGGUUAUCGUCGGUGGUCCCACGUAGGCAACCUUUCUACCCCCAAAUGGGUGACGAAGUCAUUUACUUUAGACAAGGUCACGAGCAAUACGUUGACGCUAUAAAUCAGAAGAAACUCUUCGACCUCAAUCCGCGUUCACUUCCCUGGUCCAGUCAGACCAUUCGUGAACAAGAGUUGGUUAAAAUCAUUGGCAUUAAAUACGAAAUUAAACCUCCAAGGCUCUGCUGCCUAAAGCUCGGCUUAAUGGAUCCUGCGACUGGAGUGUUGACAGGCGAAUCGUUCACUUUAAAAUAUCACGAUGUGGCUGAUGUGCUUGAUUUUUUGGUGCUAAAGCAAAAUUACGAAUUAGCUAUUCAACGAAACUGGCAGCCUGGGGAUCGGUUCCGUAGCAUCAUUGAUGACUUGUGGUGGGAAGGCCAGUUGGAGACGCGUGAACCUUUUCAGCCACAGUGCCCCGAUUCCAUGUUCUUAUGUUACCGCAUCAGAUGGGAUAACGAUGAAGUUGACCGCCUUAGUCCGUGGGAUUUGGAGAAGAUCGAUUUAGAGAGGAGACCUACUAGUGCUGGCACCGGUGUUCCAGUGAUACCUGCCGAGAUCGCCAUGACACUGUAUCAGCCGCGGGCCGAAGAUUGGCCCCCAGGUGGUGAUCGAGACUCAGAGUGCGAUCGCAUCGCCGCCGGAAUCAGCCAAGUUAUGGGCCUAGCUAUAGCCGAACCUUUUGCUGCGCCCGUCGACCUUAAUUUGUACCCAUCUUACGCUUACGUCGUUGAAUAUCCAAUGGAUCUCUCAACUAUAAAAGCUAGGCUGGAAAAUCGCUUCUAUCGCCGUGUGACUGCCGUCCAAUACGACGUGCGUUACGUCUUCACCAACGCUUGCAAAUUCAAUGAACCCAAGUCGGAUAUUGUGCGAUCGGCUUCCAUCAUUUCUGAUUUGUGUCUGGAAAUUAUUCGCAAUCGCGAUUCCGUGGACGCCACAGCUUUGUAUCAUCAACUCGUGGAGAAGUAUAAAAUUCGCGACGAAAGUGCUAAUGAAAACGCUACUGCCGGCCCAAGUACUAGCAAAGGAGCUGACACAAAAAGAAAUGAAUCUGCGCCGAAUACUCCCAAUACCCGUUCAAAGAGUCGUCGUAAUUCUGAACACACGAACUCGGAUUCGGAUAAUGAUUCGUCAAAAGCCAAAGGCAAAAAUGGAACUAAUAGUGCUAAAUCAAAGGAAAAGAAAAUUAAUACUCGAAUAGCUAAAGCAGCUGCCCUGAGCUGGAAGCAGCAGUGUAAGGAUUUACUAGAAAUGUUGCAUAAUUCCGAAGAUGGAGGACCUUUCCGCGAACCUGUCAACAUCCUGGAAGUACCUGAUUACCUCCAGGUUAUUGAUCAUCCGAUGGAUUUGCUGACAGUACGCGAACAGCUUCAGGUCAGCAAUUAUGCCACACCGAUGGAUUUCACAAAGGACGUCCGCCUUAUCUUUGAAAAUUCCAAAAACUUCAACACCAAUAAGAAAUCCAGAAUUUAUGCAAUGACGGUUCGGUUAUCGGCUGUCUUUGAAGAGCACAUACGAAGUAUUCUUGCUUCUUAUAAAUAUCGUAAAAAUACGGGAAGGAAAUCCAAGAGUCCGCAUUCAAAAGGUACCAAAUCAAGGAAGGGCAAAUCUUUGGCCCCUCCUAACGCGGCUAGGGGCAUUAAACUAGAGAAUGGCGUCGAACUACCCAGAGAAAACAUUAAAAUCGUCCUUAGUCGCGUGAACAAAGGGCAGAUUGUCGUCCAGCCAAGCUCUUCCACUCAAACAACUGAUGCUGGUGUUGGAUCGGUCCGUAGACGCAUCCUCGAAGAAGAUGAACCUGGUGCGUCGAAUCAUUCCGUCCUUCCCAAUGGAAAUUCGGUUCACACAAGUGAAGAUAUCGAUGUGAAACCUGGUCCAAGUGGCUUAUCUGCUUCCGCAUUGGCACCUACAACUAACGGUUUAGGUAAGCGGGGACCGAAGCGAAGGAUCGUCAGUGAUGAUGACUAUGAGGAGGAGGAGGAUGACGACGACGACCAUGAAGCAACUCUACUCAUUCCCAAAGAGGAAGAGAGUUUAGGGUCUCCUGAUCAAAAUAAAUCUCAAGAAGAUCUGACUAAAGGAAAAGCUUUGAAAAAACGAGACGCUUCUGCUGUUUUGAGAAGCGGUCAAGAAGAAAGCAGCUCUGAAGAUGAAAAACCAAUCAGCCAAAGAAGACGGUUGCCAAUGGCCAAAGUGCCUGUUCCAGUUGUUAAAGAAGAAGACGUACGUCCAUCAAGUAGCUCAUCCAAUGGCAGCUCGGUCAGCAAAGGCAAUAGUUCUAAUAGUGGAAGUUUGUGCGAAGAUGGGAGCUCUUUACGACGCUCAGGUCGGGCCCGUCGUAAACCUAAAAGACCUUUUGAUUCAGAGCCCAGUGAAAAUGAAGAAAAAUCCCCAGCAUUAGCCGAAGGUCGAAAACAUCAGCCGAGGGCCGUUCGCACUCGAAAUGGUGGAAAACGCACCGUUCGUUACCGCGAGGACUCGGAGGACGAAGCUAAAAAGAGAAAUAGCCGCCAAACAGGUGAGUCGAAAGGAAAUAGCAGCCGAUUGGCCAGAAAAGUAAAUAGUGAUGACGACGAUGAUGAUGAUGACCACGAAAACGAGGAUCCCAGAGUAAAAAAACAAGAAAACGGAAGUAUCAAAAGAUGUAGCCGACAGUCUGCUCAAGAAGCAUCCAAGAGAUUGCGUACGGACUUGGCCACGUCGUCCGACGAUGACGAUGUACCAGCCAUACCUACAUACGCUGUGAGCAGCCGAGGAAGGCUCCGCAAAAUUAUCAACCACUCACAUCAGGAUUCGUAUUCUGAAUGAACAAUGUUAGAUCACAAAUUGAGUUUAUCAAUCCAUUUACGACAUCAAAAGUCAGUUGAUAGCCACCUUGGCGCAAAUUUCACGAGACAAGAGCCGGUUUGGCGCUUUUUAAUAGAUGGAGCAUAUUCCUCGUCGCCGCCUAUACCUCACCUUCCACUAAACAUACACCCUUCCAAAUUUUCUUAGAUAGACGACAUGUCAUGACUGAAAAAUGAUCUCUUAACUUCCCCCUUACCAGAAAAGCAUGGACACCUAUCCUCCUCCCAGAGUGGCCUAAUCAUAAAUUGAAUAUAGUUUGCCGAUUAUUACUUUGCACAUGCAUUCUUUAUGUUUGAUUAUUUUUGUUUCUUUGACGAUCCAUUUUGCUUAACUCUUAUAGAAUAAUCCCCAUUUUUUUGCUAUCAGAUCGUGUUUCUGUAGUGUGGAAGCAGUGCCUUUUGCAGUGACGAUUAACACUCAUGUUUGUCCACUUGUCAAAUGGGUUCCGUUUGAAUAAACAUCCGUGUCUUCUAA